Cuscuta campestris is the source of this 1609-nucleotide messenger RNA. Lineage: Eukaryota; Viridiplantae; Streptophyta; Magnoliopsida; Solanales; Convolvulaceae. The record is from the annotation of a GenBank genome assembly.
GAUAAACAGAUGGAUUCUGGGGUUGAAAUGCUAAAGAAGAGACUCUCUGUUUCCCAAGAAAGUGAAGAAGCUGCACUCUUGAAAGUCAACAUUUUAAUAGAAGAACUAAACUCACUCAAAAAUGAGCUAAAGUUGGCUAUGGAGGCAGAGGAGAAGAGCAAAAAGGCCAUGGAUGAUUUGGCCUUGGCAUUGAAGGAAGUCGCGACCGAGUCAGCCGAAGCCAAGGCCAGGCUCGGUGUGACUCAGUCAGAACUUGACCAAGCGAACGAAGAGAACCAAAAGCUCAAACUGAUGGUUAGGAGCACUGAGGAGAGGUACAAGAAGCUUCUAGAAGACGCGGAGAGAGAAACCGAGACGCAGAGGAACACGGUGGAGAGGUUGCGGGUAGAGGCCGAGGAGUCGAUUUUCGCUUGGAACGGGAAGGAGAUGGGGUUCGUGACGUGCAUCAAGAGAGCCGAGGAAGAGAGGGCGAUUGCCCAACACGAAGCGACGAAGCUAGCCGAGGCCUUAAGGGUGGCUAGGGAAGAGUCCUACAAGUUAAGGGACAUCCUCAAACAAGCGUUGAACGAAGCCAACGUGGCGAAAUCCGCCGCGGAUAUCGCGCGCGCCGAGAACUCCCAGCUGAAAGACCUCUUGUCCGAAAAGGAGGAGUCCGUGCAUUUCCUCUCCCGGGAAAACGAGCGCCUCAGGAUCAACGAGGCCGCGGCGAACGAGAACGUCAAGCAGUUCAAGCUGAUGCUCUCGUACGUCUCCCGGGAGCUGAAAGCCGAGGGAAACGGGGGCCCGCCGCACGAAGAGGACGAGGACGAGGACGACGACGAAGACCAGAUUCAUCUGGAAGUGGUCAACCAGUUAGACGCAAAAAAGUUCAGCUUUGACCUGAGCGAGCUGGACGACGACUCAUCGGGGUCCAGGGUCGAGCACGACGAGGACCCCGAGAAGCUCGAGGCGCUCAAGGGGUCGAUAUUCGACACGCCGUUCUCGCCCAAGUCCGAGCCGCGGACCCCGCAACGGCGUGCCGCGCACCACCGGCGCAAGUCCACCGCGUUCACGGACGCGGAGGGGUCGCCGAGUGCAGAAGAUGCAGGAAACAACAAUGGAGAUUUCUUUCAACACCAUAUCCAAAUGGAUGAUUCUGAUAGCGAGAGAAUUUUGCAUAGAAGGAAAAGGGCAUUGUUUCGUAGAGUUGGUGACCUUUUAUUGAGAAAGAGUUUCAGCAGGAAAGAGCCUUCCCCGCUGCCAUCACCUUCACCGGCGUCGGUCCCACCACACUCCCCACUCCACGACUAGGCCUGUUUAUAGUGACACCAGAGUACGGUGACACUCCAGUGUAACUGUCAUUUUGGGACAUUUUCGGUGCUCCAUUCGUAAAAUUGAUGGUUCUUACCCCCUAAAGCCCCACCCCAUUCCCACCCCAACCCCGCCGUAAGCCCCCCACAGAAUGUGUGGCUAUUAUGCGUUGCAUAAUAGCCACACAUUUUGUGGGGGGCUUACAGCGAGGUUGGGGUGGGGGUAGGGUGAGAGGUUUAGGGGGGUAAAACCUGUUAAUUUUAUGAACGGAGCACCGGAAGUGCUUCAAAAAUGCAGUGGCACCGCUAGUGGUACCGUA